Schistosoma spindalis is the source of this 1101-nucleotide messenger RNA. The record is from the annotation of a GenBank genome assembly. Lineage: Eukaryota; Metazoa; Platyhelminthes; Trematoda; Strigeidida; Schistosomatidae.
AUGGACAACGUAAUUCAAGAUGAAUUGCAAUUAUUAUAUGAAAUGUUUCCCGGUGAAUUCAAAGUUGACUUUGAUUCAAAUCAAUAUACAGUCACUUUUGUAGUAACUCCUGGAGUAGGAUUUAAUAAUUCCGCAAACACGUUUAUAAAAUUUAACCUAAACUUGAGUGUUACUUUGAAGUAUCCGAUAGAGUCACCUACAAUCUCUGUAGAAUGUGUUCAUGGUCUGAAAGAAAAGGAUAUUGCAAAAUUAUUAUCUCUUCUAAAAGAUUUAACUUUGGAACGAAACGGCGAUCCAGUUAUUUUUGAUCUUGUGGAUUUUUGUCGUGAAUUUAUUUCAUCCAACAUCCCAACUGUUGAGUGUGCAAUAUGCUUGAAUUGCUUCCAAAAUGAAAGUGAUGUCUAUUGUACAACAAAUUUUCAUUAUUUUCAUACAUACUGUAUUGGUGAGUAUAUGAAUCGUAGACGAGUAGAAUAUGAAGAAGAAAUAAGCGAAUUAAAAACCAAGUGCCCGUACACUGAAUUUCCGCCACUUGAAACUGCUGUGACAUUCCUAUUGCAUUCUACGUCAGGAAGACUUACUGGAGCCAUAUUUACCUGAUUGGAAUUAUUAAUUAUCUAUAAUUGUGGGUAUUUUGGUACCAAGCGCAACGGAACACGCAACAGCCAACUGAUUUAAGUAACAUCCCUGAACUUUUAUUUUGAGUUAAUAAUUCAUAAGUUGUUUAUUGUUACAUUAACUUUUGGGCGUAAUAACUUGAUUGCUAUUCCUUUUUGGUUAAUAUAGCUUUUGGUCCUCCACAGGUCGGGUUUACAACGCGUCGGUGAGAGAAGUUCUGCUGUAUGCUUGUGAAACCUGGCCUCUCCGAGUUGAGGAUGUCAGACGACUCUCUAUUUUUGGUCAUUGUUGUCUCUGAAGGAUUUCUAACAUUCAGUGGCAACACUAUGUUAGUAAUGCAGAGGUUCAGCAUCGUGUGUUCGUGCACAGCGAAGAUAAUUCGAUUGGUGUCACCAUCUUGAAGCGUCGACUUCGGCGGCUUGUACAUGUUCUACGAAUAUCAUUUCAGAGAGUUCCACGUCGUGUAUUAUUUGCUGAUGCUGG